AAGCGUGGCGUCUGAUAUUAUGCAGCAAUACCAGCUACUGCGUGUAUGUGAUUGGACAAGUCAUGAAGCUAAGCUGACACAAGUUCUUAUUACCCCGCAUAGCCUUCUCUGAAGAGCGUUGACUGAGAAAUUUUCUUUCUUUUCUUCUCAUUGACACAGGCUCAAACUUCAUAUUCCCGGAUACCCAAAGCCCAGCUGAACAUGGCCACAUCACAAGACAGGGUUUUGAUCGUCGGAGCAGGAUCAUCGGGCUUGCUCAUUGCCCAGGUUCUCAAGAAGGCCGGCAUCCCAGCCACAGUCUUCGAGCAAGACACCUCGCCCACGUCCCGCCACCGCGACUGGAACUUUGGCAUCUACUGGGCCCAGUCCCGGCUCGAAGAAUGUCUCCCCCCAAACCUACACGACCUGGUCAAGUCAACACAGACAGAUCCGAACUAUGAGCCGUCGGUGGAUGAGAAGCUCAACAUCUUCAACGGCCACACUGGCGAGAUGAUGAACAGCCUCCCCGCACCAUACAGCAUGCGGAUCCGGCGCAGGCCUUGGUUGGAACUUCUCAAGACUGGAAUUGAUGUGCGCUAUGGCAAAAGGCUUUCCAGCGUGUCUGUCACGGAUAUCAGUAUGACGAUAGCCUUCGAAGAUGGGACAUCUGAAACUGGCACUUUGCUCAUCGGUGCGGAGGGAGCUCACAGUCCCACUCGAGAGUUUCUCUUCCGGAGGUCGCCCCACGAGGCAGCGUUGCUUAGCUGUCCUAUUGUCACGACGGCUACUUUGACGACGUUUCCUAAGGAGAUUGCAGGAGAGCUUGCCAAGUUGCACCUUAAACAUAUCAUUACGUUUGACCCGGCGGGGAUGAUUGUUUGGAUAGGGGUAGUCCACAACCGAACACCAACGGACUGCACUUACAUGAUCCUCGUCAGCUGGGAGUCACAAGAAGAGACUGGGCUGAGGGAAGCCGGCAGCGAUGCCAUCUUGGCUGACCUAAAGUGUCGAGCUGAGAAGCUGGCAUCCCCCUUCAAAGACGCCAUCCAGAGCGUGCCAAAUGGGACGAGAGCUUGGCACGCCCGGCUCUCCUACUGGCCCACCAAGCCCUGGGAUAACCACAACGGAAAAGUAACCCUGGCAGGCGAUGCAGCGCACCCCAUGACGUUCCACCGAGGCCAAGGCCUAGGCAACGCCAUCACCGAUGCGGCCGAGUUCCAGACCUGUUUGUCGUCCUCCAGCAACAACCUUGUCGAAGCGGUAGCUAAGUACGAAAAGGAGAUGUGGGCGAGGGGUUUCGAGGCGGUAAAGGUGAACUUGGAGAAUAGUAUCGCGUUGCAUGACUGGAAGAAGGUGUUGUUGAGUCCAUUUUACAAGGCUGGUAUCAAGAGGGACGCGGAAGUUGGGGUGAGUGAGGAAGGCAAAGUGGACGAGAAGGGGCAAGCGAAGGGUGGCGAGGGGGGGCUAUUUGAUGAGUGA
Molecule: messenger RNA, 1458 nt
Organism: Podospora pseudopauciseta
Lineage: Eukaryota; Fungi; Ascomycota; Sordariomycetes; Sordariales; Podosporaceae
Exons: 6
Coding region: 202-1458 (418 amino acids)
Molecular function (GO): FAD binding
Source: RefSeq, a predicted model, not a curated record